Messenger RNA from Phyllostomus hastatus (greater spear-nosed bat), 1792 nucleotides. RefSeq names its product urotensin 2 receptor (gene UTS2R). The record is from RefSeq and is a predicted model, not a curated record. Gene Ontology annotation, cellular component: membrane. Gene Ontology annotation, biological process: regulation of blood pressure; neuropeptide signaling pathway; blood vessel diameter maintenance. Lineage: Eukaryota; Metazoa; Chordata; Mammalia; Chiroptera; Phyllostomidae. Gene Ontology annotation, molecular function: urotensin II receptor activity.
UCUCCCCCUCAGUCCCGCGCCCCCAGUCCCUGGCGUGCAUCUCAACACCCCCGGGGCCCCCUCUCCUGGCACCCCAGCUCCAGUUAUUAAUAUCCGGCGCGGGCACGGGGCCGCGGCGCAUUCCCAGCUGGCGGCCGGGCGGGUGGCGGCAACCAGGAUCCCGGCCGGAGCUCGGAUGCCCGGCCAGGCCCAGCAGGCGGAGCCCCUUCUGCCUCAAAUCCGGGCCCCUCGCAUGCCCGCGACAGAGCGUUUGGAGACCUGUGACAGCGGAAGCUUGACCUGCUGCUCGGGGACUGAGCGCGAGCCCGUCGCCCACCGAUGCCCCCGGCGGCACACCCGGCCCCAAGCCCCGCGUGAGGCGGCACGGAUGGCGGCGCCGAGUCCAGAGCCCGCGAGCGGUUUCCCCGCGCCUGAGUCGCCCCGCGGCCCCAACGCAUCGCUCAACAGCUCGUGGGCCAGCCCCGCGGAGCGCGGCGCGCCGGAGGACCUGGUGGCCACGGGCGCCAUCGGGGCGGUGCUCCUGGCCAUGGGCGCGGUGGGCGUGGCGGGCAACGCCUACGCGCUGGUGGUCACCUGCCGCUUCCUGCGCGCCGCGGCCUCGCUGCACGUCUACAUCGUCAGCCUGGCGCUGGCCGACCUGCUCUACCUGCUCAGCAUCCCCUUCGUCGUGACCACCUACGUCACCAGGGAGUGGCACUUCGGGGACGUGGGCUGCCGCGUCCUCUUCAGCCUGGACUUCCUGACCAUGCACGCCAGCAUCUUCACGCUGACCGUCAUGAGCCGCGAGCGCUGCGCCGCGGUGCUGAGGCCGCUGGCCACCGCGCAGCGCUCCAAGGGCUACCGCAAGGGCCUGGCGCUGGCCACGUGGCUGCUGGCGCUGCUGCUGGCGCUGCCCAUGAUGCUGGCCAUCCGGCUGGUCCCCAGGGGCCGCAAGAGCCUCUGCCUGCCGGCCUGGGGCCAGAGUGCCCACCGCGCCUACCUGACGCUGCUCUUCGGCACCAGCAUCGUCGGGCCCGGCGUGGCCAUCGGGCUGUUGUACCUGCGCCUGGCGCGGGCCUACUGGCUGUCGCAGCGGGCCUCCUUUCCGCGGACGCGGCGGCUGCCCAACCCCCGCGUGCUGCAGCUCAUCCUGGGCACCGUGCUGCUCUUCUGGGCCUGCUUCCUGCCCUUCUGGCUGUGGCAGCUGCUCGCGCAGUACCGCGGGGCCCAGCCGCUCUCGCCCCGCACCUCGCGCAUCGUCAACUACCUGACCACCUGCCUCACCUACGGCAACAGCUGCGUCAACCCCUUCCUGUACACGCUGCUCACCCAGAACUACCGCGACUUCCGCCGGCGCGCGCCCCGCGGCAGGAGGCCCUCGCGCAGCGCCCCGCCCACUCCCAGCGCUCCUCCAGCCUCGCCGUCCUCCAGCAGCCCGCAGGCCUCCAAGCCCAUCAGCCUGUCCCAGGAGGUCCCAGGGGCGCCCUCGCCUGAGCAUCCUGGUCUCCGGGUUGGCCCUGGGGUGGGGCGGCUGCAGCUGGAGUCCUGUGGAGAACCGGGUCCAGCCCCUGCGGACAGCCUCCCUCGCUCCGUCCUCUCCCAGAGAGUCCCCUGCCCUCCCUUCCCCGUCGCUCGCUGCAGCUGUCCGCCCGGAACUGCCCCGUCCCCCGCAGGCCCAGCCGCGCCCAGUGACCCCCGGUCAGUGCCAGCCCGGCCCCGAGGUGGCACACAGCCGCCUGCCUGGGACCCACGCCUCCGGGCUGCCGCGUGGCCCCUGUCCUGCCCCUCGUGGCCCCGUGACAAUAAACGCUGA